AAUCCCAAAAAAAAAAAAAAAAGUACCAAUCCAAAAACAAAAAAUCUUAAAAGUCUGCUGGUUUAGGGUUUGUGGUGAUAUAAAUAGAGAUCCAUAUCAGCUGCCCUCACUCCUCUUUCGUUUUGCCCUCUACUGAAUAUCAAUCGUCUCCGCUCUCCCACUCUCUCGCUUAAACCACCAUGGCCGUCACCUUCACAGAUCUCUACACCGAAGCCGGCCUCAAGUCCCUCGAGGCCUACCUCUCCGGCAAAACCUACAUCUCCGGAGAUCAGCUGACGAAGGAUGACAUCAAGGUGUACGCGGCGGUGUCGGAGAAGCCAGGGAGUUCCUUCCCCAAUGUAGGCAGGUGGUACGACAGCGUUUCGUCCCAUCUCGCCAAAAGCUUUCCCGGAAAAGCUGUUGGUGUUAGUGUUAGCAACCAAGCUGCUCCGGCAGCUGCCGCUCCUGCCGCAGCACCUAAGGCUGCAGCAGAAGAUGAUGACGAUCUUGAUCUCUUCGGUGAUGAAACAGAGGAUGACAAGAAGGCAGCCGAGGAGAUUCAGGCUGCUAAGAAGACUACCACCAAGAAGAAAGAGAGUGGGAAGUCCUCUGUUCUUCUGGAUGUGAAGCCUUGGGAUGAUGAAACAGACAUGAAGAAGCUUGAAGAGGCUGUUAGAAGCAUCGAAAUGGAGGGCCUCUUUUGGGGUGCAUCAAAACUGGUGGCAGUUGGUUAUGGAAUAAAGAAACUCCAGAUCAUGCUCACUAUUGUUGAUGAUCUUGUGUCUGUGGACACUCUUAUCGAGGAGCGCCUUACUGUUCCACCAUGUGACGAGUGGAUCCAGAGCUGUGACAUCGUAGCCUUCAACAAGAUUUAAGUAAUCCUGUUUGUUUGACUUGUAGCAAUAUGCACGAGGCAAUUUAGUUUUUCGACAUUACAGUAUUUUGGUUGGAUAUGUUCUGUCAACUUUUAUUUUGUUUUAAAUGAGUGAUUAAUCUAGUCCUUCAUGGUCUCUGCUUCUGUGGAAUGGAUUCGGCAUUAUGAUUCAGGAAUGCCCAAUCCAGUUUUGUUUUGAUUAAUUGAGAUAUGGCCUCCAUUUUUCUU
Molecule: messenger RNA, 1081 nt
Organism: Fragaria vesca subsp. vesca
Lineage: Eukaryota; Viridiplantae; Streptophyta; Magnoliopsida; Rosales; Rosaceae
Product: elongation factor 1-beta 1-like
Exons: 6
Coding region: 180-854 (224 amino acids)
Biological process (GO): translational elongation
Cellular component (GO): eukaryotic translation elongation factor 1 complex; cytosol
Molecular function (GO): translation elongation factor activity; guanyl-nucleotide exchange factor activity
Source: RefSeq, a predicted model, not a curated record